GUGGGGCUGCGGUCGGCUCCGCCCCCCAGGGGCCGGGGGAGGGGGCUGGCGGGAGGCGUGAGCGGCGGCUGCCCCGAGCGCCUGCCGGGGCGGAGCGGCCCCCGUGCACUGCCGGGCCGGGCCAUGACCCCGGCUGCUUUCUCCUGCAGGCUCGUCGCCGCCGCCCCCGGAGCCCUGCUGCCGCAGCCGCCAACGCCCGGGCGGGCCCCAAGCGCCCCGGGCGCGGCUCCGCAGUGAGCCCACCAAGAAGCCGCCCGUGGAGGGAGGUGUAGACAUGGGGCUGAAGCUGUCCUGCUUGAAAGGCCUUAAAAUGUGUGUCAGCAGCAGUGGCAGCAGCCACGAUGAGGCCCCUGUCCUGAAUGACAAGCACCUGGAUGUACCCAACAUCAUCAUCACCCCUCCAACCCCCACUGGCAUGAUGCUGCCCCGUGACUCCCGGCGGACAGCCUGGCUGGAUGAGACGGGGUCAUGUCCUGAGGAUGGAGAAAUUGACCCUGAAGCCUAAGGAGGAGGUACAGGAUAGCUAUUUCUUCCGCCGUACCUGCUCGGGCCACGUCUCCCUCCAUGUGUUCAUGGGUCCAACUGCCUGGGACAGAUGUGCUGAGGACGUGAGAUGGGAGGAUGAAGAUUUCAGUGCUCCACCAGGCUAGAUGAGUAAGGAAUCAAUCUGGCUGAGUCCAGAACAUCGCUCCCCAGGCCCAGUGAGUGGAUGGGACCUCUGACACAUCCUUUCAGCCCCCCAGGGUCCUGGCAGUGGUUUUCAGGGUGCCAGGGGGAGGCUCUCUUCUGGAUGGACAAACCCUCCUAGCAGGAAUCCUGGGCUCUACAGACAGGUAUCAGGAGGCCAGCACACCUGAGAACUUCUUGCAAAGCAUUUUUUAUAUGUUGUCUUACAGAUAUGGAAACUGUCUCAAAAGCAGUUUAUAAUUUCCUUUUUUGCAUUUUAAAUAAAGAUCCUCUGUAAUGAA
Molecule: messenger RNA, 968 nt
Organism: Erinaceus europaeus (western European hedgehog)
Lineage: Eukaryota; Metazoa; Chordata; Mammalia; Eulipotyphla; Erinaceidae
Gene: CLMB
Product: chromosome 2 C16orf74 homolog
Exons: 4
Coding region: 275-505 (76 amino acids)
Source: RefSeq, a predicted model, not a curated record